CCGCGGCAGGGUUCCUCGCUUCCCAUUGGUCCGUCUCUCCGAGCAGCGGAGGCAGACAUGAGGCAGUGGUGAGAGCCCGGCGGAGAGCUGCGGAGCUGAAAUGAAGCGCACACACGGAGCGGCUCACACCGUGCAGUUCCGUGCGGCUCAGGAAGAGGCUCCGCGCCGCUAAAGCUGAAGCUGCUCCGGCUGAGUGAAGGGCUCCGUCCAUGCGGAGGCUAGCGCUCAUUCUGCUGCCCUGUGCUGUCGCCGUUCUGGUGCACUUGUGGUUGGCACAACGACCCUCCUCCACCCCGCCGGACAACAACACACACUCGGAUGAAGCGUUACCUUUCUAUGAAGUUUUGGUGGGAGUGCUGUCAGCGAGACACCAUUAUGAACUGCGACAAGCGAUAAGAGAGACCUGGCUGGGCUACCUCCGAGAUCACCCCCACUUCCAGCACAGAGUGGGGGUGAAGUUCAUUGUGGGUGAACAUGGGUGUCCCAUCCCAGAGGAGGACAGAGAGGAUCCCUACUCCUGCUCGCUCCUGAACUUCACCCAGCCAGUGGCAGGCCAGGAUGCAGAGAUUGAGAUUGUGACGGUGUCCGACCCCUUGGCGCUCGCCCCCUCCGACGUGUCAGCCAUUGCCCUGGAUUUCAAGGUCCUCCACCCAGUGGUGAUCACCCGGCUGGGGGUGUUUCCCAGCGGGACCCGGCCCGAGCUCCAGAGCAAUGUUACGGUGAAGCUUCUCCAGCUAGACCAGGAGGAGGCUGUGGUCACUGCUCGCUUCAGUGCCAUCAGCACAGGGACCAUGAUGAACGGGGUGUGGUACAAACCAGUGGAGCAGUUCAUCUUGCCUAAGGGUUUUGAGGGGACCCUGGUUUGGGAGAAUUUGGAUUCUGCUGGAUUGAACACAGUCAACUCUUCCUCUGUGCAGCUCAGUGAUGGAGGAGGUGUCCUCAAGAUCUCCUCUAUCGCAGAGGGCAUAUUGCCUCAUAGAAGUGCGCUUGGAUUUCCCGGUUUGGCUGGAGGGUUCACAUUUACUAUCUAUGAUGCAGAUGGCCUGUCGGGGCUCCUGCGGGGCCGUCCAGCCAGGAUGGAGAACCAUGCCUCCAGGCUGAGGCAAGAGGACACCGCCUUGCAGCAGGAGAGCCUCAGGCACGACGACAUGGUGUUCGUAGACGUGGUUGACACCUACAGGAACGUGCCUUCCAAACUGCUUCAGUUCUAUAAAUGGUCUGUGGAAAACGCUGACUUUAAUCUGCUGCUGAAGACUGAUGAUGAUUGUUACAUCGACGUGGACUCAGUAUUAAUGAAGAUUGACCACAAGGGUCUCAAGCGUAGCAAUUUCUGGUGGGGCAAUUUCAGGCAGAGCUGGGCAGUGGAUCGCAUCGGGAAGUGGCAGGAGCUUGAGUAUGCCAGUCCAGCCUACCCGGCAUUCGCUUGCGGCUCAGGCUACGUGGUCUCUCGUGACCUGGUCCAGUGGCUCGCCAGCAACGCAGAUAAACUGAAGGCCUACCAGGGAGAAGAUGUGAGCAUGGGGAUCUGGAUGGCAGCUGUUGGACCACAGAAAUAUCAGGACCCCGGCUGGCUGUGUGAGAAAGAGUGCUACCUGGACAUGCUGUCGUCCCCCCAACACACAGCCGAGGAGCUGCACAUCCUCUGGGACAGGAAGAGGGCCUGCGGAGACCCAUGCGGUUGUCCUUGGGGCCACUAGAUCUGGCUCACACCGCACUGACCAAGUGGCACUGUGGGUAAAAUACAUUCAAACACUGGUUGUCAGUUUCUGUGGUUUCCUUAAAAAGAAAAAACAACAACCUCAAAGUGAGUCGUUUCAGACUUUUAUCAGUUAUUUAGAUAUGAUGAAAACACAUGGAACUGUUGGAAAAUAAUCUUAAAAACUUUAAGGAUCCAUUGCAGGUUCUUAAUAUUAACAAAAAUACUGUGCCAACAUAAACAUUUGCAGCUUCAGAAUAUGUUAAACAGUCACAUGUAGCUGUAGCACGCUGUCAGUGUUUGUAUCAUGAGCUUGGUUAUUACACUUGAAAUGAAAAUGUGGAUUCAAAGAUGUUUUUAGUGAUUUUAGUGAUACCUGACAGGGACGGACAAGAACCGCAUGUGCAAUAAAAGCAUGUGACGUCAUCAUGUACAGAAUCAUCGCUGUAAGCCUUGAGUACUUUGUAAUAAUAUAAUUAUUGGUACUCUGAUACUUGACAGACUUCAGCCUUUUGCUUUAAAAAGGAUAUUUGAUGGAAUUUUGAAGAUGAUCGCUUUGCAUUGGUAUAUUUUGUAAAUUAUUGUCUUAAGCUUUUCAUCCUCUUCACUAUUUGUAGAUUUAUGAUGAGCUUUCACACACACACACAGUUUGUACUGUAACUGUCAUUGUGCAAAUAGUGAUGUGGCCUUACUGUAUUUGUUAGGCGUCAUACUGUAUGUACGUUAACACUUGUGAUAUCGACACAGAUUUAAACUCAUGUAUUUGCAACAUUUUUGGAACUUGACAGUCGGAGCGACUGUGAAAUAGACUCACUAGUUUAACGCUAGUUUUAUGACGCCCUCCUCACAGGACAAAUAAAGAAACUUAAAAGAGA
Messenger RNA from Larimichthys crocea (large yellow croaker), 2571 nucleotides. RefSeq names its product beta-1,3-N-acetylgalactosaminyltransferase 2 (gene b3galnt2). Bases 210 to 1697 code for a protein of 495 amino acids. The transcript has 12 exons. Gene Ontology annotation, biological process: protein O-linked glycosylation. NCBI's taxonomy places the organism in Eukaryota, Metazoa, Chordata, Actinopteri, Sciaenidae. Gene Ontology annotation, cellular component: Golgi membrane. Gene Ontology annotation, molecular function: hexosyltransferase activity; UDP-glycosyltransferase activity. The record is from RefSeq and is a predicted model, not a curated record.